Polypterus senegalus (gray bichir) is the source of this 3070-nucleotide messenger RNA. RefSeq names its product receptor-interacting serine/threonine-protein kinase 2. NCBI's taxonomy places the organism in Eukaryota, Metazoa, Chordata, Cladistia, Polypteriformes, Polypteridae. Bases 456 to 2030 code for a protein of 524 amino acids. The transcript is spliced from 12 exons. Gene Ontology annotation, biological process: protein phosphorylation; regulation of apoptotic process. Gene Ontology annotation, molecular function: JUN kinase kinase kinase activity; ATP binding. The record is from RefSeq and is a predicted model, not a curated record.
GUGUCAUUUUGCUUGACUUUUCACUAUAUAAAUUAGCCUAAAUUAGUGAAUAAUGUGUCACUCUUUAAAGUAAGCUUGCUGCAUUUAUAGUGACCUUAGUGUUAAAUAGGAGGACGGAGUUGUAUAGUAUUUAUAGCAGAACAGAAGCGCCGCCGUUUGCACUGAUUACACAUUCCUUGAGCAAUGGAAACAUUACAAAACCAACAAAAGUAUUAAUGUCACACUAUGAUUAAGGGAAAUAAAAAGAUCCAGUUUCGUGGUAACUCUCGGACAAAUUAGGGGAAUUCUAAAGUGCUCCGGGCAGCCAAUCAGCGCGAAGGUAAACAAGUGCGUGUCAGGUCGCUGUACUAACUUCUGUCUACUUCUGCUGUGUAUGCGACUGGGAUUGGAACGCAGAGCUAAAGGAGUAAAAGUUGUGGACGGAGAGGACGAAAGCAAAGCCUACAAAUGUGAGCAUGGCCAACCCUUGCUGCCUGCCCAUACUGCCAUGCCAGGAUGUACAAAACAUCUGCUUGAUCCAAACCAGCUCCGGUCCUUGCCUUAGAGGUUACUUCAGGAACAAGCAAGUAUCCAUCAAACUCCUGAGCAUCCACAGCGUGUCUCAAAGCACCUGGAAUGAAUGCCUUAGAGAGGUUUCAUUGGCUGUUCAGAUUAAAUCAAACAAGUUAUUGGCUCCCCUUGGAAUCUACAACUGUCCUAUGUUCUUGGGCAUUGCUUCUGAUUGGAUGGGUGGUGGAUCCUUACACUCACUCUUGUAUGAGCAUCUUGUCUAUCCUGAGUUGCCUUUUCCUCUGCUUCUCAGAAUAUUAUUGGAAGUGGCUGAAGGGUUACAUCACUUGCAUAGCUUAAGUCCUCCCCUCGUUCAUCAGGCACUAAAACCAACUAAUGUGUUAGUUGACAUGAAGUUUCAUGCAAAGGUAUGUGACUUUGGCCUAUCACAUUGGAGAAGAUUAAAUGUCUCCGAUGAGAGAAAUGUACUCUGCACCAGAGACCAAGUAUACCUGUCACCACAGAUCCACCAAGGACAGGCACCUUCAGUUAAGGAUGAUGUUUACAGUUAUGGAUUGCUUGUUUGGGAGACCGUUAGAAGAAGAAUUCCAUUUGAAGAUAUCUGCCAACCCCAAGAACUAGUUUCAUGUGUCUUAAGAGGAAUUCGACCAAGUACAGGAGAAGAUUUCAUAUCUGCUUCUGUACCACAUCGGAAUUUAUUGGUCCAUCUUAUUACUCGUUGCUGGAGCCCUGAUAAAGACUCCCGCCCAGAGGUCAGAGAAUGUGUUGCAGAUUUUCAAAGAGCUCUAGACACCUUUUCUCCAGACAUGAUAUCAAGGGCUGUUCUUCAGCUACAGGAGAGGGCAAUGAAAAGCUGUGUGAAUCAGGCAAAUCGGGUACUGCAUAUUGACUUGAACAAUCUGGAGAUUUCUUGUCAUCCUACUGGCACUAAAAUGGAUAUCAACAAAACUGUUCCCUUAGAAAUACCAAAGACGCCACUUUGUACACUCCCAAUCCCUGACUAUUUCAUGAGAAAUUCUAGAAAUCCUAAUAUUCCACGGUGUUUGGCCCAGGAUGGUGCCAUUCAGAGCAGUGAAAACAAGAGUUGCUACUGCACUGGUUUGUUUUCCCCAAAGCCAAACUGCCCUAUGGCUGCAGGAUUAUCCAGGCAAACCAGUUCCACCAGUUACUGCCAAAUGAAUCCACAUCAACACUUUCAGCAGCAAAAGUCAUUUGGAGAGAAUGGGAAUUACAUGUUAGGCUACCGACGAUUGUUGCAAGGACAUCGGGAGUCAAUAAUUCGUGGGAUGACAGAAGGAAGGUUAAACUACAUCUUGGAUUUGUUGCGAUCACGGCAGGCACUUCCUCGAGAGGAUUAUGAAUACAUCAAGGCUGCUUUGACAAUUUCUGCAAAAACUCGCUCUCUGCUGGAUACCUGCCAGUUUUUAGGAGAAGGUGUGGCACAGCUGGUGGUCCAAACUCUGGGUCUGGUUACUCAGGAAGGAUGUUCGAGCCAGCCCAUUUUUAAAAUUACCUAUUAGUAUAUUUAAUCUUCAAGGCUGCCAAUUACAGUCAUGCAGGGCAUUGUUGAGCUUAAUCAGGAAUGACAUGUUCAUAGACUGAAAAAGAAUGUAAUCCUGUUGGUAAGCUUGGUCAUUAAUAACAAUUGCAUUGUUAGGGCAAGAGACAGAUCAUACAUUUUUCUUAUUUCGAGGGAUUAGAACAUUGUUUAUAACAUAAUAUUACUUAAGGUAUUAGAUAGAAGGUUAAUUAGAAGUAUGAUGGCCUAAGGUAACAAGGAAGUAUCAGAUAUGUUUGAUUGUCAAGAAAAUACUAAGUUUUGAAGCCAUGGAGAACAGAAUUCAAGGAAAUCCACAGAAGUCUAUAAAUUUACUUUGGGACCGAAUGAAAAAUCAACACUAUAACAGAAUCUUUUUACUAACUUUUUAGGAUUGGUGACAUCAUAGUAACCUAUAGGAAAACAGAAGGUUACACUUUAAGCAGUGCUAUUGUUUUGUAAUCCCACCCAUCACUUAUUGUGUUACAUUUUUCAAGCCAAUUAUGUUUACAUUGUUAUGAAACAAUUAUAUGUUAAAACACUUGUACUAAAGCUGUCUACUUCUAAAGCUCCUUGGAAUGGCAUUUAACUUAGAAAAGUGUUAAAUAACAUAAAGGUGGACUGGUUAGUUAUUUACAUAUAAAGGGGCUGAAAAUAAGAAGCACAAGCUUUCAUACUACACUACCAGUCAGAAGUUUUAGAACACCUCAGUUUUUCUUCAUACAGUAUUUAAUCAGUUGAAAGGCAAUUAAUAAUGUAAAAUGAUGAAAAGGUAAGGAGUAAACUGUCAGAGGUUUAAAUUUAAAGUUUAGGUUAGCAAAAACUUAAAAAAGAAGAAUAUCAGAAAAUUACAAAUGGGCUUUCUUCAGGGAACUACUAAUAGUUUACAACCUACUGAAGUCCUGAAGCAGUUAAAGCAAAUUAAGCGUUGCAAGUUGAAGCAAACACUUUGCACAGGUGUCCCAACUUCUGUUGAUUAUUUAAAACUUUUUGUCUGUCUUAAAAAAGAGUUGGAACAGACUG